AUGUUCAUAAACACCACGAAACCUAAAACGGCGGUCCCCGGUUUUGCUCGUUUGCCCAUCCGUUCAUCUGCUGCUACAUUACUUCCCUGCUUCCACGCCGGCCACCGCCCGAUGGUUUGCUCACUAUCACAAGUUGAGCUAAAGCUUGCUCGACAACAGAUUGCUAAGCUGCAAGAUGACAAUAAAGCAUUAGAUCGAUUGACUAAAUCAAAAGAGGCUGCUCUACUUGACGCUGAGAGAACUGUGCAGGUUGCCUUGGGAAAGGCUUCAAUGGUUGAUGAUCUUCAGAAUAAGAAUCAGGAGUUGAUGAAGCAGAUAGAAAUUUGCCAGGUUUUACUCAAGAUGCUUCCUAGCUAUUACAAACAUGUGCAUGCGCAUGAUAACACCUUGAUCACCAAAUUCUAUGGCCUCCAUCAGAUAACACUAAGAGUUGGCAAGAAGGUUGUCCGAAUGGCAACCUAUAUUCCCUUUAACUUUGUUACAAAGAUGGGUGCGUGCUAA
Molecule: messenger RNA, 501 nt
Organism: Lactuca saligna
Lineage: Eukaryota; Viridiplantae; Streptophyta; Magnoliopsida; Asterales; Asteraceae
Source: the annotation of a GenBank genome assembly